AUGUGUAUGACGAAGGGUGGCACCCCUCAGGGAGGAGUGCUAUCACCAGUUAUCUACAGGCUGUUCCAUGCUCUGGUCAUGGACAUCCCUGGUCGGGCGGUUGCGCAGGAUGUGCUGGUGAAGACUAUUUCUUAUGCCGAUGAUAUGAUCAUAUUGAUAGGUGUUGAUAGUCAAGAGAAGCUCGAAGAAGCCACAAAGGAUAUUGAGGCCUUAGAGCGUGAACUCCCCACCUUUGGCCUAGCUAUGGCGAGGGAGAAGAGUGCUAUCUUAUCAAACGACCUUCAGGAUGAGUGUCUUGGCAUUGUGGUUAAGAGGUCUAUCCCCUUUCUGGGGAUGCGUAUUGACUUGAGUGGCAGAUGGGCCCCACAUGUAGUCUACAUGAUGUAG
Molecule: messenger RNA, 387 nt
Organism: Perkinsus marinus ATCC 50983
Lineage: Eukaryota; Perkinsozoa; Perkinsida; Perkinsidae
Exons: 1
Coding region: 1-387 (128 amino acids)
Source: RefSeq, a predicted model, not a curated record